CAGAACAUACAUUCCAUUCAAUUGCAUACAACCACUCUCACACAAAACAACCGUGCUCCUCAAUUGCCUCGUAGACGGUUCAUUUAGCCUAUCACAAAAUGCUUAGCAAUUGGACCAAUUCCUACCCCACAGUGCAGAAUGUUGGAACUAUCAAAGUACAACCACCAAACCCGGCUUCGGCUUCUUCGAUACGUCCCAUACGUUCCCUAUCUCUCGCUUUUGGUCAGCGGGGGGCCCGUUCCGCAACUCUAUUGAUUACCCCAUCCGGCCUCAACAGCGCCUUGAAGGACACGCAAAGAGAACCAACUUUGUCUAUGUGCACCUCAUUAUUACUCACAGAGAUAAGCAGAAGCCUCCACCGAAAAGCAUAGCAAAAGAUGAACGUAGGGACCAAAUAAGCCCCGUUGAAAAGCAGCGUUAUCGUUAAAGCGUUGU
This is a messenger RNA of Williopsis jadinii, 435 nucleotides long. RefSeq lists its product as uncharacterized. The transcript has a single exon. Bases 99 to 371 code for a protein of 90 amino acids. Lineage: Eukaryota; Fungi; Ascomycota; Saccharomycetes; Phaffomycetales; Wickerhamomycetaceae. The record is from RefSeq and is a predicted model, not a curated record.